This is a messenger RNA of Marchantia polymorpha subsp. ruderalis, 2102 nucleotides long. Lineage: Eukaryota; Viridiplantae; Streptophyta; Marchantiopsida; Marchantiales; Marchantiaceae. The record is from the annotation of a GenBank genome assembly.
UCGUAGCAAUCUUCGAAGUGCUGAGAUGAGGUCCAGUUCCAGGGAAAAAAAAAAUGAACUGGUUUUUGCAAUUCCAAAGAUUCUCGAGAUCCAGCUUCUAACAAAGAGCAAAGUUGGGGGGAGCUUCUGAUGCACGAGGCGUCGUCGGACAAAUGGCGGCGCAGGUUUCCGAAGAGAGCAAUGAUCGCACCUCGGCUUCGGCGGAUGGAGAAGAGAAAUGGACGCACGUGAUCCGAAUCGACGAGGAGCUGAAGCGGGUCGCGGAGAACAUGGCGUGGAAGGUGGGAGCGGGAGCAAGGGUGGCCGAGCCGACGAUCAUUCGAGCACCUCACGCGUUUCGGCAGCACGCAGAGUUCGGCUACGAGUUCAGUUACGAUCCCGCGUGCAUGCGCCUGGGGCUGUACAACAGGGGCGCAUUGCUUGCGCCCACCGCAGCCGAGACUUGCCGAAUGGAGGUUGCCAUCGCCUUCUUGAAGAAACUGAACGAGCGCAGAGUCGAGCUCAGACUGAGCCCGAUCGACUGGCACGAGAUGUGCGCCAGAGUCGUCCCGAGUCCUGCCCGAGUGCGCCAGCUGUGGAGUGACGCCCCGUCCGACAUGACGGACGACGACGUGCGCCACUUGCUGGCGAUCGACGCCGUGUUCAUGCUCUGCUUUUUCCAGUUUUUGGGGGACAAGUUCCCGCAGGUCCAGGCCCUGGAUUGGCACGAGACUACUAUGUGGAUGCAGCAAGGUAUCAUGCCGGACUUUCUGCUGAUGGAGAACCAGAUUCCUCUCGUGCUGAUACAGAACGCGCUCGCUCUGGCCCUGGAGGGCGAGCACAGAGAGCAUGCGGAGCUCGAUCGGGCGAUAAACUCGAGGUCUGAUCUCGUAUGUGCAGAAGAUUUCCAUCCGGAGCUGCUUGAGCUUCUGUCAUGGGUAUUAAAAUGUGCUAUGUUCCGGGCUGGGCUGCCGGGGUUCUAUGACAAAUUCGUGCCGAGAUCUCAGAUCGUGAGCUCUGACCACUUGUUGGAUUUGGUGUACAGAGUGGUGGCUAAAAAAUAUAGAAUACGAGACGUGGUUAUUGAUGACAAUCCUCGGCCUGGUAGUAAUAGCACCCGCUCGGUCGGUGCAUUGAUCAGGUGCGGAGAAAAGUCUGCGUACUUCUUUCAGAAGCUGAUGAUUUACCUGCGCCACCUGCAAUGCGUUCUCCCGACGCGCUUAGUUGCUGCUUUCGGUUCGAGGUCGCUGGAUGUUCGAGAAGAUCCCUUGCGCAUCUAUCACUUCAUUCCGACAGCCUCGAAGCUGAGAAAGGCUGGCAUUGCAGUCAAAGGCUUAAAGGAUGCGACGAUUUGGGACUACAAAACGGAGCAGGGUCUAUUCACGGACACUUUGUGGAUCCCGAAGCUCGAAAUCUGGGACAGCACUGCGAACUCGCUGAGGAAUUUGCUCCUGAUGGAAAUGAGGCCCCAGUCGCCUCUAAACCGUGGGCAGCCGCUGUUGGAGUAUUUGAAUCUCCUAAACCAGCUGGUGGACACGAGGGAAGACGUUGAGAUUUUGUGUGGCAACACAGACGACUAUGUGAUCUUCAACGCGGUGGGCGAUGCUGGCAUUGUGGCAAAAGUGAUCAAUGAUCUUGGCCGAGGCUGUAUUCUUAGAGAAUACUCUUCUAGAUUCGUUGAGUUCUGCAAGGAAGUGCAGCAGUGUUAUAAACGGAGGAGGAAGCGAUGGUUGUGGCAGUUUGUGGAGACAUAUUUGAAUAAGCCCUGGAAAAUAGCUUCACUUCUCGGCGCCAUAUUGCUGCUCGUGCUAACAGCCCUCCAGACAAUAUAUUCCAUGCUCUCCUUCUACGGCAUUCAGACGCUGUCGGACUGACUCCAUUCCUCAAAGCUGCUGCACUGAAGUCCGUCAGCUGUACAUAAUCUGCGAAUUUCUACCAAACCUCCUUACCCAGGACCUUAAAAAUAUGCACAAAAAUGUUUCAUGAUAUAUGUUUAUCAACCAUAUACACUUUUAGUUAAGAUUGUUCAACAUAAUAUAAUGAAUCUUUUAAAAAAUGUAGAAGACUCACAAUGUUUUUUCAUUUCUUUAGAAUAAGAUUAUUAUACACUUUGAAUUUUACGG